Messenger RNA from Pochonia chlamydosporia 170, 909 nucleotides. RefSeq lists its product as hypothetical. NCBI's taxonomy places the organism in Eukaryota, Fungi, Ascomycota, Sordariomycetes, Hypocreales, Clavicipitaceae. Bases 1 to 909 code for a protein of 302 amino acids. The record is from RefSeq and is a predicted model, not a curated record. The transcript is spliced from 2 exons.
AUGGUCAAACCUAAUUGGGAUAUUUUCAAUGGUGCUGCCGUUCCGCUAUUCGCUGUGCUGUUGCAAAAUGUCAUUUUGCUCCCUGCCUGCGCCUCAAACGGGAAAUGUUGUAGGCGGAAGCAUGCAAGCUGUGAUAUCUGGUUGAAUUGUAGUUGUCUUCCCGUGUUUCGUUUCAUCAAUCUGGCUCGGCAGUUGCAUCGCGGAAUUGCCAACAGCCGGGCUUGGUGCUGCAUGGGAAACGAGGAAGGAGCACCCAGAUUCUCGCCGGGUUUGGACUCGAUGACAUCACAUCACGGUAAUGGAGCCAAUAACAGGGAAACGAAAGCUGUUGGGAGCUCAGGGAAGGUUUCCGGCUUGUGGGGCUUUUGGCACAGUGGUCUCGAUCGAAUUGGCCCACAUCGUGGCCGCUGUCCCUCGACAGCUGGACUCUGGAGCACUCCACAUAUCACGAAGCUGGCAUGCACCAGAACUCGUGGCCGAGCAACCGUCAACUCCACCAGCUUCAUCCGCAACACUAUCGCCUCUGCCGGUGAUUUCAAUCGAACGUCCUCCGUACAGUCAGUUAUAUGGACCAGUGUGGAGGUUUCGCUGUUCUCGGCCAUGGCCUGUACGAAGCUCUCUGAACAAGCUCGACCCAGUCCCAAGCAUCGACUGACAGACUUGGAGCUAUUCAAUGCUACUUCGUUCUGCUGGCCCCCAUCUUCCAGCUCCAUCGCCAGCUCCAUCCUCAAUGGAGCCAAUAGAAAGCGAUGCCGGCGCCCGCCAGUGUCGUCAUCACGAGCUGCGGCGGCCCACACCAAGGAGCAGCGCCACGGCAGACGUAACCAAAACAAAAUAUUGAUUGAUCCAAGGCAGGCCACCUGCUCCAUUGCGAGGUUGAUACUCGUAGGAGCAUUCACAGCACAAUAG